AUGCCGUCCCUGAUGCUCCUCGCCCUCACCUGCUUUUACCUCCUUGCCACGAUGGCCGAGGGCACGCUGUAUGACGCGGAUUCUGAUACCUAUUCAAACGAGCUGGACCGCUUGUUGGCGGAGGAACUGCAGCAGCAACAGCAAGAAGUUCAGCAGCAGCACUUCCCCUUCUCCAGGAUGCGCAGAAGCGGAAAGAUCCGGUUAUGCGGAAAGCUGCUCGUCGACACGAUGAACCAGGUAUGCAAUGGGUGCACAAAGCCGGUGCCGAACAGCCUCGACGAGGGCUCAUACGACUUCCGGAAAAAGCGAUCAGUCCACCAUGCACACAGCCACCGGGUGAAGCGCGGCGGCCUGGCCAACGAGUGCUGCGCCAAGAUGUGCACGAUGGAGGUGCUGAAGACGCACUGUGCGCCAUGC
Messenger RNA from Mesorhabditis spiculigera, 417 nucleotides. The record is from the annotation of a GenBank genome assembly. NCBI's taxonomy places the organism in Eukaryota, Metazoa, Nematoda, Chromadorea, Rhabditida, Rhabditidae.